This is a messenger RNA of Penicillium manginii, 2703 nucleotides long. It is a transcript of the gene anxc4, whose product is annotated as annexin ANXC4. The transcript has 3 exons. Gene Ontology annotation, molecular function: calcium ion binding; calcium-dependent phospholipid binding. Lineage: Eukaryota; Fungi; Ascomycota; Eurotiomycetes; Eurotiales; Aspergillaceae. The record is from RefSeq and is a predicted model, not a curated record. The coding region runs from base 1 to 2703 and encodes 900 amino acids. Gene Ontology annotation, cellular component: cytoplasm.
AUGUCUCUCCAGGUGAACGACCCACGGUCGCGCACUCGAUCCAAGUCCCCUGGGCGUGAACGUUCAAGAUCACGGUCGCGCGACAGUCGAGUCCCUUCUCCCUCGCCCUCUGGCCGUCCACGCGAUCGCGAUCGUGAUCGUGACCUUGACCGUGACCGCUCGCCGGCCAUCGAGGUUCGCGGUCCCAAGUCUACCACCAAUUACGCCUCGGAGGACGACGCCGAGAUCGAGCGUCAAUACAAAUUGCUCAAGGACGGCCGUCUCCGCAAUGAUGACUCGCGGGAUGUAGUUUCGCGUGCUCCUCGUAGCCCUGCCCCCUACGAUGUGCGUCGUUCAGACGACGAGGACAGUGACCGCAGACGUCGUGAAGGCACAUCGUCGCGUCGUCGUCGCGACCCUCACCAGGAUCGCUACGAGCAUUCAGACAAGGAAGAUGAUCUGAAGCUGAUCCAGCCGCGCGAGUACGACUCUCGCUCGCAGCGACGUCCCUCGCCGCCGCGUAGUCGACAUGACGACUCGGACUCGGAUGAUGGACUCGCCUAUGGCAACAAUCCUGGCUCGCACCCAAGUUAUGCCCGUCCCAGCCGGUACCAAUACGCGCAGCCAGCAGCCAACUACCCGCCUCCUCAGCCUCAGCAGAAACCCCAACCCUCUGACUGGGCUCCUAUCCCAGAGUGUGAGCGCCCAGGAUUCGUUCCGCCAACCUCGCUACCUCCCGUCUCAUCCGAAAUGCCAGGCGCCUUCCCGCCGAGCUCGAGCUAUGUUGAGAGUCCCGCGACGAGCGCACCGUCUUCCCCAUGCCGCAGCUAUUCGCAGUCGCAUUAUCGCACUGCCUCGGCGAGUGAUGUCUCGGUAUCGCAGGCCGGGUAUGCCCAGCCAGGUCAAUUCCAGUAUGCGCAGGUUGACCCCAAUGUGCGCUAUACUUCCAAGACUACGCCGACGAAACCUUAUACUGCCUCGGCGCAGGAACAGUUUGGCCGACAGCCUGAGCAGUAUAACAGAUUGCCGGACCAGCAUCGUAGACUGCCGGAUCAGUAUAGCAACAAAGUGCCAGAACAGCCUGCCUGGCGAUAUAGUCAUGACCCUCAGUUCGGCGAUAGACAGCAGUCCCACGCAUCUUCGCAAUCGCAAUCGCACUCGCAUUCGCACUCUCGCUCUCAGUCGCAGUUGCAAUCGCAGCCACCGACGCAAUUGUCGGCUCCGCUCCAGCACCAGCAGCAGGUUGUGGAGAUCACCCCCGGUGGUGGACGCGGCCGUCCCCACAGUCUAUCUGUGUCGUCAGCGAACAAUCUGGCCGUCGCCGUGCCUGGAGGCCAUAUCGGCCACCCACCUGCCAGUCCAUUGCUGGAGCCGUAUCAUGGCACCUAUCAAUCGAUGUCGCCUAUGCCAUCACCCAUCAUGAUGCCAUUGCGUGACGACGAAAUAUCAGACCUAGAGCCUCUGGACGGCGGCAGCUCACUUUCCGAAUCUGGAAAGCGUAAGAAGAAAUCCUCAUCCUCCCGCGAGAAGGAGAAGGAAAGAGAAAAAGACAGCCGGCACCGCAGCAGCAAGGAGAAGAUGCGAGAGAAGGAGCGUGACCGCGACUACGACCGCGACUACGACCGCGACGACCGCAAAGAAGACAGAAGACGCACAACCAGACCAUCCGCCCACGACCGCCACGACUCAACCUCCUCCUUCCGCGGCGGCGAUAACGACAGCGUAGUCCUAAUAUCCCCAACAACCGGCCGCAAGCGCGUCUCCUUCUACGACGCCACAUCCGACGCCUUAACAAUGCAAUCAGCGCUCAACCACACGCGCAACAUCGACAACAAAGCCAUCCUCUCCGUCCUCCCCCGCCUAACAUCCGACGAAAUCCUCACCCUCCGCGCCGAGUAUAAGAACAAAGUAAAAAUGCACGGCAAAGGCAUCAACCUCGCCAAACACCUCCGCCUCAAACUCGGCACCUCUUCCUUCGGCAAAGUAGCCUACGCCACCGCCCUCGGCCGCUGGGAAUCAGAAGCCUACUGGGCAAACUGCUACUACCAAGCCGGCACCUCGCGGCGCGAACUCCUCAUCGAGUCGCUAAUCGGGCGGUCCAACGCCGCCAUCCGCGAGAUCAAAAAUUGCUUCCGUGACAGUCGUUACGAGAAUAGUCUCGAGCGGUGCAUGCGGGCCGAGCUGCGCGCGGAUAAAUUCCGGGUCGCGGUUUUGCUGGCGCUUGAGGAGAGGAGGCAGGAGGAGCGCGAUCCGAUUGAUUCCAGGCUUGUGAGGGAGGAUUUGACGGAUCUGCAUCGUGCGCUGGUUAGUCGGGAGGGGGGCGAGACGGCUAUGAUUCAUAUCAUUGUGAAGCGGAGUGAUGCGCAUCUGCGUGAAGUACUGCGCGCUUAUGAGAGUGUUUAUGGGCAUAAUUUUGCCAGGGCUAUGAUUGCCAAAUCGAAGAAUUUGGUGGGUGAAACACUAGCCCAUAUUCUAAACGGCGCGAUAAACCGGCCCAUGCGCGACGCGCUACUGCUGCACCAAGCUCUCCGUGAAUCCAGGACGAAAGGUGAACGGUCUGAAUUGCUCAUUUCUCGACUUGUCCGCCUGCACUGGGAGCCUAGGCACCUUGAGCUGGUUAAGACUGAGUAUCGGAGGAGAUAUAAUGAGCGUCUGGAGGAGGCGAUUGCGGAGGAGAUUAUGUCUUCGACGACUGGGGCCGAGUGGGGGGGAGUUUUGUAUUGA